UUUUUUUAUACCAAAAACAACUACAGCUUAAGUGAAUUUACAACAAAAAAUAACUAAUACAUCAUCACUACCAGUAAUCGCUGUCUACUACAAACGAAUAUUAGAAAAAAAAUAACAUUCUUAACUCAGUCAUAAAAACCAAAGUAAUAAGAAUAAAUAAAAAGUAAGAAGUUUUUAAAAAUAAUAUUUUACAUUUGUAUCGUAAAACAUUAAAUAAAAACAACAAGAAACAACAUGCAAAGUGUUUCGAAUGGUGGUAAUGCUGAAGCCGGUGGAGGUGGCAAUGGUGCUAGUGGUGCUGGUGGCAAACGACCAAAAAAGGGUAUUUUAAAAACUUCAAGCAGUUUUGAUCGUACUGGUGCAAGUUGCCGUAAAAGCGCUAAAUUCGAUGAACUUAAUGUAUUACAAACUUUUCAUCCAGCUGAUAAAGAUUAUGGUCAUAUGAAAAUUGAUGAACCUAAAACGCCAUACAGUUUAGCAGAACCAGAUCCACAACGUGAUCAAUUAGAUGCUGAAUUAUUAGCUGAAAAAUUACGAAUUGCUGCCAACACACAAACGCCUUCAUUCGAUGAUGAAGAAGAGUCUGAUGAAGAAUUUGAAGAGACACCAGAGGAAAAAGCACGACGCAUAGAAUUCGAACGUCGCCGCAAGGCUCACUACAAAGAAUUUGAAGCCGUUAAGCUGGCACGCAAACUAAUAGAAGAAGAACUAGCAGAUGACGAUGAUGAAGGUGAUGAAUCAAAUGAAACAGCUAAUAAAGAUAAAUCAAUAUCACAAGCAAACGAAACAACAGCUGAUACUGAUGCUCAGUCGCCAGAACGAAGCACACAAAGUUCAUCGAAUGUCCGACAAAUGGAUAUUGAUGGGGAGAAAAUUUAAAAUAAUUCAAAUAUCGUUUAAAAAUACGUGUAAAAUAAAAAUAGAAAGCAACACAUACACACACUGCAUAAGAAAUAAUAAACAUACAUAUUAAUUCAAAUUAACAUAAUUUGGUAACGUGAUCUUGAUUUUAAAACUAUAAUUAAUAAUCAAUUAAAUUAAAGAGAAAAAAAAAACAUAAUAAAUACAUAUGCUACAUAUAACAUUUAUCAUUCAGGUUAGUAACAUUGAUGUAGAGAGUAAUAGCUACUACAUAUUGAUAUAAACAUAAAUACAUAUUUAUUUUAAAUAUGUUUAAUAAUAUUACAAAAACAAAAAAGAAACAAACAAAAGAUCUAAAUAUAUACAAAAAACAAACCAUUAUUGUUUUUAGAAAUCAAAAUUAAUUUGCAUUUAUUCUAAGAAUACCACCUUACUUUAUUCACCUUGUUGUUUUAACUUCUCCUCCUCAAACCCCCCACAUACUAAAUGUUGUAAACUAAACUGUGUGUUUUUAAGCUCCAAGCUUUUGUCAAGCUUAUUGAUAAAUUAUUGAUAAUUUAAGUGCCACAUUAUCUCAAUGAAUUUCAUUUACAUACACAAAUUAUUAUAAAAUUAAUUCAAUAUUUUGUUAUUUUUUAUUUUUCCUAAGCAGUUUAAUUUAUUUUUAAUUUUUGAUUCGUUAUAUUUGAAAUCUGUUAUGCUUCCGAGCCACAUAACACCAAUUAAUAAAUAAAAUAAACGUAUUAUUAAUUAAUUAAUAAACUUUUAAUUAAAGAAAAUACAUAACGAAGUUAUAAAUAAUAUUUAAAUAUUUUUUUAAAAAAAAGCAACUAAAACUAAUUUUGACUGAUUUAUAUUUUUUUAAAUGUAAAAUUUAUUUGCCAAUUAAAUGGUGUUGAAAUGAGAAAAAGGAAAUUAAGCAUUAAUUCUAAUUGGAUUCAAAAGUUAAGUGAAUUAAAACUAAAUAAACAAGAAAUGAAAAAUAAACUGUGAAAAUAACGAGAGAUUUGCAUAAAUAAUUUAAGUUAAUCUAAAUAAAC
Molecule: messenger RNA, 1901 nt
Organism: Lucilia cuprina (Australian sheep blowfly)
Lineage: Eukaryota; Metazoa; Arthropoda; Insecta; Diptera; Calliphoridae
Gene: I-2
Product: protein phosphatase inhibitor 2
Exons: 4
Coding region: 235-879 (214 amino acids)
Biological process (GO): regulation of signal transduction
Molecular function (GO): protein phosphatase inhibitor activity
Source: RefSeq, a predicted model, not a curated record